Molecule: messenger RNA, 768 nt
Organism: Diaporthe batatas
Lineage: Eukaryota; Fungi; Ascomycota; Sordariomycetes; Diaporthales; Diaporthaceae
Exons: 5
Coding region: 1-768 (255 amino acids)
Source: RefSeq, a predicted model, not a curated record
AUGGCAUCCAAGAAGAUCAUCACCGUUUUUGGCGCCACUGGCAAGCAGGGCGGCUCCAUCGUCCGCACAUUUCUGAAUGAUCCCAAGCUGAAGGAUGCCUGGGCUGUCCGAGGAGUUUCUCGAAGUGUGGAAGGCGAAGGAGCCAAAAAGCUGUCUGCUCAGGGAGUCGAGGUUGUGGCUGCCAAUCUCAAUGACAAGCCCUCUCUGGUCAAGGCGAUGACAGGGGCUGCAGCCGUGUUCGCAAUGACCAACUACUGGGAAAAGAUGGACAUGCAGCUUGAGAUCCAGCAAGGAAAGAACCUCGCCGACGCUGCCAAGGAGGCUGGGGUCAACCAUUACAUAUGGAGUUCUCUCCUCAACGUCACCAAGCUGACCAACGGCAAACUGCCUCAUGUGCACCACUUCGACAGCAAAGCCCUAGACGCCCCAUUCCCCGUGUUUGACGCGGGCGAGGACACGGGCAAGUGGGUCAAGGCCAUCGUGCUGCAGCGUGAGAAACUGCUGGGAAAGCGGGUGUACGCGGCGACUGCGUACCUCACGCCGCUGGAGAUGAUUGCCGGGUUCAAGAAGGUGUUCCCGCAGGCCGGGGCGUCGGCGAGCUUCCUCAGCACGUCGCACGAGCAGUUCGUCGGCGCGCUGACGGGGAGUGGGAUGCCCGAGGAGGAGACUUCGGGGGGGGAGGACUUGUCGCUUGAUAUCCUCGAGGACAAGCCGACAACAUGGGAGGAACACCUCAGGAAGAGCCCGGCCACCAAGGACCUGCAGUAG